AUGGAAACAACGGGAAGUAUCGACGGUACCGAUACGGUUCCUCAUGAUCAUGGAAUUUCAAGAGCCCAAAACGCAGUUUAUAUUCCACCUUCGAAAACCAACAGCAUAACCGAGAAUCCUUUAAAGACGUUGUUUGUUGGACGAUUGGAUCCCGAACGUGCCAUUAACAGAUCAACGGAUUUUAGAAACCUUGAAGAACGUUUUCAAAAAAUUCGGCGUAAUCAAGAACGUGAAGCUUUAACGGGCGAUUCACGUGGAUACGCUUUCAUUGAAUUUACUCAUGAGAGGUCAUGUCAGGAUGCAUAUGUUAAUUCUUAUAAAAUGACAAUCGACGAUCGCCAAGUUCUGACUGACUAUGAGCGCGGUCGAGUAAUGGAGGGAUGGGUUCCUAGAAGAUUGGGCGGCGGUUUCGGAGGCAGAAAGGAAUCAGGUCAACUUCGUUUUGGAGCACGUGAUCGACCUUUCAAACGACCAUUGCACGUGACUGGGAAUCAGGUCAUGCCAGAAAUUCUACCCGAACAACGUCUCGAUGAUUGUUGGCGUCGAAAUAUGUUGGCAGAAGAUGAAAGAUUAACACAACGUUCUGGCGUCGCAAAUAAUCGUUCUGUUUUUCAACUUUCUAAAGAUUCACAUUUCAACCAACAGGACCGUUGGAACGGUUCAAGGUUUAAUAAUGGUAAUGAUGUUAAUAAGGGCCUGGGAGAAGAUCGCCCCGUUCGUUACCAACAUUCAAAUCAAUCAUAUCAUCGGGACCAAUCUAUUGAAGCGUUUCCUUCGCGCCUCCAAGUACGUGAAAACGGAACUCACGGUCACACCGAACGUCAUCAUCGCUAUCGUCAUGAACGAAAAUAUGGGCAUUCAGGAUCUCGAUCACGGUCCCCCUCACGAUAUAAACGUGACAAUUACAAAUACAUGCGAGGUGAUAAUAGGUCUAAUUCUCGGCGAACAAGAAGCCGUAGUCCACAUUCUCGGACAAAAUACCCGGACCAGAGUCACAGUAGAUAUGCAGGUCAUGAUCGACAUAGUGAGAGAGAUAAGAAUAGAGAGAGAAGCAAAAGUAACAGAGAAUACUAUUCACGAAAGUAA
Molecule: messenger RNA, 1086 nt
Organism: Acaulospora morrowiae
Lineage: Eukaryota; Fungi; Glomeromycota; Glomeromycetes; Diversisporales; Acaulosporaceae
Source: the annotation of a GenBank genome assembly